UUUUAUGCACGUUUGAUGAUAGUUGGAUAUGUGACAUUCGCAUAUUGUCAUGUUUAAGACUUUCUAUGGAAUAUUUGCCAGUGUUUGGUCAAUAUUGAACGCUUUACGAUGCAUUACUCCCACAUGUUCAGACCACAAAGCUGAAGAAGCUCCUUCUGAAUUUUAACGAAUCUUGUAACUUGGCUAGCCAAAGAGUGUUUCCUAGCUAACUAAGUUGAUGAUGUCUUUUUAAAAGCGUUUAAAACCAUGGCAGCGGAAGAUAGAUCUUGCAAAGAGUUCAUGGACUGGGAACUUGACAUCUCGUCAUCUAAUGGAUUAACGUUAAAACAGGAGAAACAACUUUCUGCCUCACAAAGGAGGUACUAUAGCUUCUGUAGGAGGAAGUCAUUUGCUGCUUUUGUGGCAUCCAAGAGGGAUGACCAUCAGGAGGAAGGAAGCACAUCUUGGCGCUGCUGCAGCCAGACCUUUAAAGAACACUCCGCCAUUCACAAACAUGUGGCCAGGACUCAUGAUGCUGAAACACAGCAGCUCACACAGGCCGCAUAUGAGCAUUUGUUAAGCCAGCUGGAAGAAGAAUCUGAAUCACAGCAGCCGAAUGAGCGUGAAGCUGAGCCAGCGGACAUUUCUGCAUGGAUACCCGAGACAGGUCACAUCUCUGAGGAACAACUUCAAAAGGGUCUUGGGAAGGUUCUGCUCUAUUAUCACUACUGUCAAGUGGAAGAUCCACAUGUCAUCUGUGCUUGGCAGAAAGCUUUGUGUGAGAAACUCCACUUAACUGGCAAGGUGAGGGUGGCGACUGAAGGCAUCAAUGGAACAGUUGGUGGCACCAACAUGGCCACUGACAUUUACAUCGACGCCAUGUGUUCACACCCUCUCUUUAAGAUGGAUAAGGUGGAUUUUAAGACAAGUGAUGGCGGUGCAGAGUGUUUUAUAGACCUGAGGGUCGGGGUCUAUAAGGAAAUUGUCCCAAUGGGAGUGGAUCCUGAUGUUAUUUCCUACCGACUGGCAGGGGUUCAUUUAGAGCCAGAGGAGUUUCAUAAAGAAGUGGAGGCUCUUUUGGCUGAAGGGGAUUUGUGCAAUGACACCAUCCUCUUGGACUGCCGCAAUUUUUAUGAGAGUAAAAUUGGGCAGUUUACGCAGUGUUUGGCUCCAAACAUCCGUAAGUUUAGCUACUUCCCAGACUACAUCGACCAGAACCUCGAACUGUUCAGAGACAAGAAGGUGUUAAUGUACUGCACAGGAGGGAUCCGCUGUGAGCGCGGCUCUGCCUACCUCCGCUCGAAAGAUGUGUGUAAAGAGGUUUACCAGCUGAAAGGUGGAAUCCACAAGUAUCUGGAGAGAUUUCCAGAGGGUUUCUAUCGAGGGAAGCUUUUUGUGUUUGAUGAACGUUACGCUAUCUCCUCCAACAAUGACAUCAUCUCAGACUGCAGGUACUGCCACUGUCCCUGGGACCAGUACGAGCUCUGUUCCACCCAGUUCUGCUGUCAGCUGGUUCUGUCCUGUUCGGGCUGCAGGCAGGACGGACACACCGCCUGCUGCCCCACCUGCCAGGACAAAGGACAAGCCCAGAGCAAGGCAUCCCCCGCUGUUCUGCAUCACAAAGAGGAGUGCGAGUGUACUGGUGGACGUCCCAGGAUCCCUCAGGAUGUGUAGCGAUGGAAAGGUUUUGACUGAACAUCAGUGCUUGCAGCCACAUGUAAAUGCUGCCUGUCCUGGCAUAUUAAUCAGAAUGUACAACUAGAAUUUGUGGAGGGUGUCCAGUGUAUUUUAAAUCCACCAAUUUUUUAUAUGAAUGUUGGAAAUUAAAUCAGAUUCACUGUAUUUGCUCUGACAGACAGAGCCAUCCACAAAUCUGAUAUUUGAUUUAAAAAAACCUUUAUAAUCUUUUAUUGCAAAAAUGUAAGAAUGCACCUGCAAAAUCAAUGACUUUUAUUACAAGAACUUCAUAAAACUGGAAUGCCUCAAUGUAGAUAUGAAAGCUAUGUGUGUAUUUGUGUUAAAAAAGAAGGGGGGAGUUUCCUUAUUCUUUAUUUUUCAAAAUCAGUGCUAUGUUUUUUUUGUUCCGAACAGUAAUGGUAAUGUCAAAUUAAAAUUAUUUGAAGUUAUGCUGUAUAUAAAGUAGAUACAUAUUGAUCAUGCAGUCUCUGACCAAAGCAGGUUACUGACACUAGAAGUGUCACUAAAACACUUGCAAACCACAUGCAGCAGCACACCUGUGUGCCUUACUUGGAAUGACACAUUUUUCACAGGCUUCGCCUCAGCUUAUCUGAGUGUAAGCCUGUCUGCAUGAAACUAUGCAAAAGCAGGCCUCAAGUAAUGCCAGGUGUAGAGUUAAGUCUUACUUUCAGCAGAUCUCAGCAUGAGUGAUAUUAAUCCCUGAGCCCUCAUGAAUAAAGAUAAAGUUUCACAUCAUUUUACUUUACAUGUUUUAUGCAAGUAUGGAAGCCCAUAGUGGACUAUAUUAAAAAAAAAAAGACACAAAAUAACACAACACAACACAAUAGUACCAUGAUUUUUCAUUUUUGUUUUUGUUAUUUGGGUAAAGAUUAAAAGGGAAAUGUAACAGCUGUUUGACAUAUCAUUUUCAAAGACUUAACCUGUUCUGAAGUGGCGAUAUUCAAAAGCAAGUGACGCAGCACUCUUACAUGUCAGUGUUGGUUGUUUGAUGACAAAAACGCAUUUACAUGUCAUCAUAGUAUUAUUGUGAACCUACAAUUUGUGCAUUGUGCAAAUAUCUUUGCAAAUACUUAUUUGCAGAAAUGAGGAGUCGAGGUAGUAUUGUGACUUGUUGAGUCCAA
Molecule: messenger RNA, 2798 nt
Organism: Chelmon rostratus (copperband butterflyfish)
Lineage: Eukaryota; Metazoa; Chordata; Actinopteri; Chaetodontiformes; Chaetodontidae
Product: thiosulfate sulfurtransferase/rhodanese-like domain-containing protein 2
Exons: 9
Coding region: 247-1653 (468 amino acids)
Source: RefSeq, a predicted model, not a curated record